AUGAAAAACCGCACUGUACCCACAGAAUUCAUUCUACUAGGGCUCUCAGAUGACCCAGAGCUUCAGGUUGUGAUUUUUCUCUUUUUAAUUAUCACAUAUAUAUUGAGUGUCACUGGAAAUAUGACAAUCAUCACUCUCACCUUGGUGGACUCUCAUCUACAGACUCCUAUGUAUUUCUUCCUCAGGAACUUCUCUGUAUUGGAAAUCACCUUUACAACUGUAUGUAUCCCUAGAUUCCUGGGCACAAUUAUUACUAAGGACAAAACAAUUUCAUAUAAUAAUUGCACAGCUCAGUUGUUUUUCUUCAUCUUCAUGGGUAUAACUGAAUUUUACCUUCUAACAGCCAUGUCCUAUGAUCGCUAUGUAGCCAUCUGCAAACCCCUGCAUUAUACUACCAUCAUGAACAAGAGAGUCUGCAUAUUGCUUGUCUUUUGUGCUUGGCUGGCAGGAUUCCUAAACAUCUUCCCACCAGUUAUUCUUUUUCUCCAGUUAGAUUACUGUGGCUCCAAUGUCAUUGAUCACUUUGCUUGUGACUAUUUCCCCCUAUUGCAAUUAUCCUGCUCAGAUACAUGGCUCCUAGAAGUGAUUGGAUUUUAUUCUGCGAUAGUGAUUCUGCUUUUCACUUUGGCAUUAAUAAUUCUAUCCUACAUGUUCAUCAUGAGGACAAUUCUGAAACUCCCUUCUGCCAGUCAGAGAAAAAAGGCAUUUUCUACAUGCUCCUCUCACAUGAUUGUCAUUUCCAUCUCUUAUGGAAGUUGCAUAUUCAUGUAUGCUAAUCCCUCUGCAAAAGAAAGAGCAUCAUUGACCAAAGGAGUUGCUAUUCUCAAUACCUCUGUUGCUCCCAUGAUGAAUCCAUUUAUAUACACUCUGAGGAAUCAGCAAGUGAAGCAAGCCUUUAAGGACACCAUCCAGAAAGUGAUGCUUCUCUCUGGUAAAUGA
Marmota monax (woodchuck) is the source of this 939-nucleotide messenger RNA. Its product is annotated as olfactory receptor 6C3-like. Lineage: Eukaryota; Metazoa; Chordata; Mammalia; Rodentia; Sciuridae. Gene Ontology annotation, molecular function: G protein-coupled receptor activity; olfactory receptor activity. Bases 1 to 939 code for a protein of 312 amino acids. Gene Ontology annotation, biological process: G protein-coupled receptor signaling pathway. The record is from RefSeq and is a predicted model, not a curated record. Gene Ontology annotation, cellular component: membrane. The transcript has a single exon.